AUGCUUUACCUACCAGACUUUAAACUGAUUUUGACCAAUCUGGAUAAAGCACUUGCUUCUGGCCUUCAGACGACAGCUAUGGUGGAAUAUCAUCCUAAUAAGAAUGAAGACACUUUUGACCAACUUCUUAUUUCAGUAGGAAAUAAAACAGUAGAGAUCCCUCUAAUUGGGUUGAUUCUAUCCUGUCAACUGGAAAUUGAGUCAGAAGUUAAUUUUGGGACAUUGGUUGCCAAUAGUAAAGUAUAUUGUAAAGAGAUUAAUAUCAUUAACCAUGGCAGAGUACCAGGUAUGUUUAAAACAGAAUACCAGGGCCAGUUACCCAUUGUCACUUUUCCAACCAGUGGUAUUGUGCAGCCCAAGUCAUCAAUGGUUAUUAAAGUGGCAGACUGGCCGAUAAUUGUAAAUGAAGUGGCAAAAGUGAGUUUGCGAGAUCGUCCAGACAUAUUCUUGAAUGUCAAAGCUCAUGUUGUUGAGCAGAUUAUUGAAUUGUUAAACAUGAGUAAUGAUAAAAAGUUGGAAGGCAUAAGCUUUGGUCCUGUUUUCUUUGGAAUGUCAAAGAUUGAACAUGCACUUCUAUACAAUAAUAGCCCAGAACCUAUAAAUUGGGUAGCCAUAAUGUAAGAUGAUUCUGUUGGAGAAGAAUUGGGUACAAAUAUUCAACAAAGAACAGAUGUUGCUUUAAAUAAUCUAACCUACUUAAGGAAAAUAAAGAACAUAGAUAUUACCACAUUUAUCUCCUAUGUUCCUAAUGAAGGGAGGUUACAGCCUUAUCAAAAGAUUUUAAUUACAUUUUGUUUCAGCCCAAAGCUAAUCAUUAAUGGUCAAAAGGAUGAUCCUUCACACAGGCAAGACUAUGCUCUCUUUUUGAGAUUUGAGUCUGUAGGAAGUAAAGAUGGAUUUUUGAGAGAUGAUAACAAUAAAACCAUCAAAAGUGAUCGAUUUCAGAAAGUGGAAUUAGCCCUGACAGGCUCAGGACUUCCUGUCUUAUUACAGUUUGAUCUGGGAAGGGUCCUUAAUUUUGCACCUUGUUUCAUGGGUGGACGUUCAGAGAUUCAGUGUAUUAUGCAAAAUCGAUCCAAAUCACGUCCUGUGAUGUACCGCUUUAAAAAAACUGCACAUUUUAAAGUUGAUCCUCAAAAGGGCAAGAUUGAUGAAGGAUGUAUGCAGAAUGUGGCAUGUUUAUUCAUUCCACAUCAAGUUGGAGUCUUUAAAGUGAAGCAAUUUAUAGAGAUUAUUGGCUCAGUGACAGAUGAAAAUUUGCAGUCUUCGUCCCUGAAGCCUUUCCAUCAGAUACGUUUAUAUUUCAGUAGUGUCUGCAAACCUUCCACCAAGAAAGUUGUGAUGAAAAUUAAUCCUGGUAUAUCCCCUUUGAUCAGUAAUCCUGUGGGACAGUUUGUGGUGAAAGACUUGGCAAAAUACAAGGACCAUGUACUUGUCGCAAUGCUUCAAUCAACCACGACACACAUUCACAAUCAUAACACAAGUAAGGAGUUAAUAAAGGAUGCUCUGAUAGCCUUUCCCAAUGACUGAGCUGCAAGUAUCCGGUCUGGAGAAGAGCAUAAACAUUUCAGGACGAUUUUCACAAAGAUUCCAAGAUAUAACUAUGUGGAUCCUGAUUUUGCAUAUAUUAAAUUUGAAAAAAUAGAAAAGAAAGCACAUGAAAAGCAUUAUGCAGGAUACAUUAAAUAUUUAAGAAAUGUGCACCUGCAGAAGGAAGAACAGAGGAAACACAUGUACUCAUAUAAUGAUACAGACAUAGGAUUACAGCCAGCAUCGGGUCUAAAGUCACCCACAUUCUCAGAAGCAGAAAUAGAAGAGUUAUCUUCAGCACAGCAUUGGAUCAAGUGUAACCAAUUGCUAAGUACCAGAAAUAUAGCAUCCACGGAGACAAAGUCUUUGAGAAGAAAGGUUCUCAAAGGACUUAAAUCAGACCCAUCCUCACCCCAUGAAAAACAUGAUUGCAGCUUAAUCUUGACACCAAAGCAAAUUCAUCAAGUAAUUGUUGGGCUCUCUGUCCUUAACUUUGGUGAUGUUUGUGUGAACUCAACAAAUACUCGUCUAUUACAUGUUAUUAAUAUGCUGCCUAUUCAUAUUUUGAUCCAGUUAGAUGUCAAUUUGCAAGAAGUUCGGAAGACCAACCAAUUUUCAUAUGUGAUUCCACCUACAGCUAGUACUUCUGUUUCAAUGAUAUUUGAAUCUCCCACCAUUGGAAAAUUUUGGAAGUCUUUCAUGUCAGUGAACAAUAUGCCUGGUGGGCACAUCCUAGUGAUGGCAGUUGUCUUGCCAGUAAAACUUGAGCUAUCUGCUAAUGAGCUAGUACUGAGACCACAAGGCUUCUUGGUGAAAACAUGUUUUAGGGGGAUGGUUAGGUUGUAUAAUCAUCAGAAUUAUUUUGUCAAAUUUGAAUGGCAACUGAUAAAUACAGGAAAAGGGAUGGCAUUUUCCAUUUGUCCAGCUAAAGGCACUGUUGAGCCAUAUUCCCUAUUGGAAUGUGAAGUGACAUGGCAGCUGGGAUUUGAUUCUCCGGAAAGGGGAGAAUUUAUUCUUCACAUCAAUGAAGGAAACACGCUGACACUGAAAUGUCUUGCACAUCUUGGUCACACCAAGGUCGUUCUUUUAGAGCCAAGGAUACUCUUCAGUGAUAGCCCUCAAGGUUUAACAACUUGGAGAAAAGCCAUUCUUCACAAUGUAGGACCAAACCAUGCUUAUUUCAAGGUUUGUGACCAGAGUCUUUUGUCUGUGAUUGAUGUUGUUCCAUCACAAGGAAUCAUUCCAUUGGGGGGGCUAACUGUUCUCAAUACCUCCUGUACUCCUACUGUAGCAGGAAAAUUUGAUACAGGAGCAAAGAUUGCUAUUCACCGUGCAAAAGACAUAGAUCUUAGGACUGGUGGAUCUAUUGAGAUUGCUGAUGUUGAAAUCAAUCCUGAUGUAUUUAACUUCAGUGGCACCUAUGUUGGCGUUACCCAGAUUAUUCCAUUUUUAGUAAAAAGCAAAGGUAUAACACGUGCCAGAGUAGCGUUUAAUCUGCAAGACUUUGAAGGUUUUUCUAUGGAUUUUAAAGACAAAUCAGGGGAAUUCACAGACACUACAUUUCCUGACAUAUAUUCCUUGGAGUUAGAGAGAGAGACAUCUCUGGAGUGUGGCCUAGCAUUUUCUCCCAAAGAAGUGGCAACUUACGACUUUAGCAUUCAAGUUCGAAUUAAUUUCUUUGCAGCUUCAGAACUUUACACUCAGUGUUGUUUGUCAGACUCUCCUAUGAUUCCAAAAACAGCACCACUUAUUCGACCAUGUUACGUUCAAGCUACUGUGUUGCAAGCACCAGUGACAUUUUCCAGCACUGAUUUUAUAGUUGAAAUCCCAUUACAUACUAUGGAUCCUAAUAAAAGUGUCACAAAAACUCAGGAUCUUGUUUUACAUAAUACUUCAAAAAAAGAUUUAGAGUGGAAUUUGGAUACUAGUAAUACUGGUAAACUUUUCGAAGAUGGCAUAUUCAAAUUUAGCAUACUCAGUGGGACUCUGCGACCAAUUGAAGAGUGUAAUGUUUCUAUAAAUUUCUGUCCAGAACAGCCUAGAAAAUACACAGCUGAUAUUCCUAUACAUUUAAAUGAUAAUCCAGUUUGCUAUCGAAUGUUAUGUCUGGUUGGAGAGGUAAAAUUACCCAAGUUAUUGUUUGACCCUCCUUUCAUAUUUUUUAAUCCUGUUCCUUUGGAUGUAACAACUGUGAUGGAUGUCAACAUUUUACCUCAAAACUAUUUCAGGGAUUCAAUUUUCAGUGUCCAGAUUUCCCCAACAAGGCUUCUUGAUGGUGACGUGAUUCAACCUCUUUCUGUGAAUUUUCCAAAAGGCAGAGUCGUUAUGUGCUCUCCCAGUGGAAUUAAUGCUGCGCUCACCUGUCAUCUCAGCUUCAAAUCAUCUAAACCUGUGUCAUUUUUCACCAGUGUUCUUUUCUGCGAUAGCAGGGGCUCCUCUCAAGAACUGAACUCCAUGCCUCCAUCCUGGGAGUUUAGUGCUCAAGGAGCAUGUAUUUCUCAUGUACUGCCAGAAUUUCUGCUUGAACCAGAAGAUUGUAAGAAGUGUAUUGAAAUUACAUCUUCCACUAAUACCUUGCCCAAGUUUUCCAAUAUACCUAAGGAAAAGCAUUCUAUUGUUACAGAUAUUACAAAGUUUGAAACCUGGAGUAAACGGGCAUGGACAGAUGUAUUCCUUCAGACAUACAAGGUUCUGGUACUAUACCGAGUUAUACCACAUAGCAUCAAUAAUCUGCGCCCUGUACAUGGACAAAAUUCACCAAAAGUCAAUCCUUGUUUUGCAUCCAGCAACAUAUAUUCUAAUCCUGAAAGGAUUCUGCUUAGUUUGAUGAACACAAAUUAUGAGAACAGCUGACAUGUUAUUUGGAAAAACUGUCCCAAAGUUUUCUACCCUGCCGAGGCUCCCCCUUUUCCCCCUAAUAAUCUCCUCCCCAGGCACCUUUAUUGGUUAGCCUUACUGCUUAUUGACAGAACAAGAAAGAAUAAACCUUUGUGUUCUUUCAAAGAAGGAAAAGAAUGUUUUCAGGAAUGUGGACUAGCAGAUGAUCAAAGGGGCUGUCAUUAUUCUGUGGCUACUGAUAUCUGUGAUCCCAAUCCAAUCCUGAUGCUCAUGUUUUGUGUCUGCAUGUAUGAAAGACUUCCUGCAUAUCUCCCCAAGAAGGUGGUGCCCUUUCAUUGUACUCUUCAUGACACUGUGUUGAGAGAGAUCCUACUGAAAAAUUCAAGCUUGAAAAACUUAGUGUAUAAUGCUACAAUUAUUGGAAGAGAUGCCACUGACUUCUUCCUCUCCCAAGGGAAGGUUGUGACAGUUUCUCCAAAGUAAAAACCAAAUUACUGUUUGGUUUGAACUCUGAAAUUUACCAGUCGCUUCCUCCAUCCUGCUGAAGCUUCACUGCUAUUAAUUUCAAAACCUAAGAGUGGAGCAGGAGGUACUAUGCUGACUUUUGCUCUCAAGGGUGAAGUCCUCAAUUUUAAAGCCAUCGCAAGUAUAAAAUGCAAAUCUCCGUGUUAUAAAUGGAAAGAAAUCAUUGUGAAUGUUAAAAAUCCCUUCCACGCUGCUGGGAACUUCAGUGUCAUUUUUGUGGAAUCCUCAACAUUUAUCUCUUUGCCAUCCCAAUUAACUGAAGUUGGAGAAUUUGUUGACCACAUGAAUGAUGGCGGUGCUGUGAGUAGCAGUGAACAUGAUGUUGCUGAGGGCUGUUCCCAGGCCCCAGAUGCCUUAAAAACCUUAAUUAAGUCCAAUUUCAUCAAAGAGUUCUUCUGCUCUACACAUACUCUUCACCUGGGAGCGAAAGGGACUUCAAGCCUGGAGGUCUUCUUUCUCCCCUUUGGCAUGCACACCCGCUACUGUGUCAUCAUCCUCAGCGACAAAAAGAUUGGAGAAUUAAUAUAUGCUUUGGAAGGAAGAGGUAUGAUCCCCUUGCCUUCCAGAUUCUUUCCAAUGGAUUCUUCAACUCCGCUUGACCAUAGCAGUUCUCCAGAAGAAGUGCUUAAUAAGGAAGAUCCAGUUCUGUAUUUGAAAUGUAAGCUCCGUCAAAUCCUGGAUGUGGACCUUAAAUUGCCACUGACUAAUGAAGCCAAGGAGAAGGCCUUGGCUUUUGCAGCACAGCAGCAGAUGUCGAAGAUAGAGUAUGAGAGAAGGUUGAUCACGGGCACUCUGGAGAGCAGUAGCAUCCGCUUGGCCAUCACCCUCCUGGGGCUGACCAAGAUCAAGAUUUGUAUGCUCUUUAAUAUCUCAAAGUUGAAGAAGCCAAAGUCCAUUUUAUACAAAACAGAGCUGAGCCUUCCAGAACAUUUUGAUAUCCCCAAGACAAUCUGCAUUCCUUGGAUUCCGGAAACUCAAGCUAAAUUGAUUCAAUAUCAAGGAACUAAAUCUGCAGAAAAAACAGUUACAGAUGGAUCUGUUCCAGUUCGUUUACGAUUUGUUCCUCUCAGUCCUGGACGCUACCCUUGUAAAAUCUUGUUGACAUCAAGGUAUGAUGUGCAUGUCUAUUGCAUUGAAGGUGCGGUAAAUGAAGAAUGUCCAGAGGCCAGAUUUGAUUUUGAAACACCAGCAUUUGAAGCCCUUACCCAGAAUAUUCCAAUAAAUAAUAAAACAAAGAAUGAAUGGAAAUGUCAAGUUACUAUAGAAGGAGAAUGGUUUUAUGGACCUCCUGUUUUACAUGUUGGACCAAGUGAGACUGUGAAUUAUCCUCUCACAUUCAAACCUAUUUUGGAAUGUGAGAUUAUGGGCAAACUUACUCUACAAAAUGAAGUAGAUGGUAUGGAGCAUAUCUUUGACAUAAAAGGGAUUGGAAAAAGACCGCUGGCCUUGGAACACAUCACCGUAGACUGUCAAGUGGGGGAGAUAACAAAUAAACCCAUAAUGAUGCCCAAUUAUACAACAAGCAUCCUAACAUUUAAGGUAAGAUUUUGUUUAGAAAUUCUCUGGUCCGCCUGCCUACACAUCACCAUAGACCCUGAUAAUGCAAUACUCUAUAUUCUACACAUAUGUCCUUGGAAACGUGGUGUAUUCAAAGGUACAAUUUCGUUUUCCGUUAAAAGCAGGAAAAAUGGUGAUUCUCAGGAAGACUCAAAUGAAGAUAAAGAUAGAGAUCUAAUACCCUCCUUUGAGAAUCCAUCAGAAAGAAUGUGCUAUGUUUUUUUUCUUUUUUCAGAUGAUGCUAUUAGCAGUUUACAAAUCUGGUAUUAUCUUGAAAUCCAUAGUGCUCCUGGACCACCCUUAAACACUAUUGAAGUGAAAUGUAUUGCUCUGGAGAGUGUUUGUAUUGAAAUACGUCUCUUUAAUCCAGAAGAGAAAAUUAUUCACUUAAAUGUGCAGUUAUCGAGUGCUGCCGUUAGUGGACUCAAGGAACUUGUACUAUUUCCACUAGAUUCUCUCAACUGUGUUGUACGGUAUUCUCCAGCGACUACAGGCUAUAGAGAACAAAGGUUUGUCACUCAGAUAAUUCCUUUAGAUAAUCCUACACACGAAACCUUAGAAUUGGAAGCAACAAACAGUAAUCCUGAUAAUUUUGUCCUGGAGAUUAACAGAUCACAGCUGAUCACACCACCUCACUCCACCAAAGACAUAUCUGUUCACUUUCGUCCUUCUGCUCUUGGAUGAGCUGGUCAUCAGACUUCUGUCACCUUCCACUGUGCUCAGUUUAAAGAAUGGAUAUUCUACAUCUCUGGAAUAGGACUAUUCCCCCAGCCUCUAGAAAUAGAAAGAAUGACCACAUACCUUCGUCUUCAAUCACCUGUUCUUAUACCUUUCCAAAAUCCCACCAAAGAAGAUGUUUUAAUCGAUAUCAUACUAAUAGGUCAGGGGAAGCACAAGUGUCUCGUCCUGGCUCCAUACUGGGACAGCUUCCUCGUAGAGACUUCUGCCUUCAAGCUUAGUGGUCUGAGUCACACAAAAGGAAUUGCAUUGCCUCCUAAAGGGACUGUAGAUAUCCAGGUGUUAUUUGUGCCCCAGGUUAUGAAAUUACAAAAAACAAUGGUCAUUGUUCAAAUGAAGAAGGCAAGUGGAGAAAGGUGGCCUGUUGACAAUUUUAAAGAAUUGCACACAGAGGUGAAAAGAGCUUUGGGGAUAGACAGUGAAGAAAUCCCAGGAAUAUGCUGGAUAUACCCUAUUCUUGGAUUCCCACAGGCACCACAUCCUAAAUUCCCCCAAGUUGUCAUAAAAUGUCAGUCCAGGAAGUGGGUAGAAGAGGAGGUGGAAGUCACAUUGGAUGGAGAUUUUUGGGGACAAAAUCCUAUCUUAGAUCUGACAGACUUUGUAGUGAUUCCAAAAAGAAAAUCAUAUGAUUCUUAUGAAGAUAUCAAAGAUAUACCUGUAAAACGUGAAUUUGAAUAUGAAAUUCAAUUUGAAUCUGAAGCUGUGAAGGCUAAUUUGGAAUCCUGUGUGGCUUUAUAUUACAUUAAAAAAUCUUAUAAUAUCAAGGCUGAAAGGGUAACAUUGGUCUUCAGUCUGAUAUUUGCACCAAAGAAACCACUGAGAAAUCCCGAGCCAUUCACGGCAUACUUCCUACCUGGCAGUGAUCCUGAGUUUUUUGUAACACCUCAGGUUGGAGAACUUCUUCCUUUUGACACUGAAGGAACUCUAAUCGUUGUGGGUUUUAAACCCAAAAUGUACAGCAGGAAAUACAAAGCAACGUUAGCAAUACAGCUGAGAAGUUUCCCUAAUACAUCUCAGGUUACUGACCACAUGAAUCCCAUGUCUCCAGGCAGCCAGCAGGGCCCUGCUCCCUUUGUGUUCCCAUCUGCUAAGAUUUCAAGGGGAUGA
Messenger RNA from Lagenorhynchus albirostris (white-beaked dolphin), 8295 nucleotides. It is a transcript of the gene CFAP47, whose product is annotated as cilia and flagella associated protein 47. Lineage: Eukaryota; Metazoa; Chordata; Mammalia; Artiodactyla; Delphinidae. The record is from RefSeq and is a predicted model, not a curated record.